Suillus clintonianus is the source of this 968-nucleotide messenger RNA. RefSeq lists its product as uncharacterized. The record is from RefSeq and is a predicted model, not a curated record. The coding region runs from base 233 to 865 and encodes 210 amino acids. Lineage: Eukaryota; Fungi; Basidiomycota; Agaricomycetes; Boletales; Suillaceae. The transcript is spliced from 5 exons.
AUACCAACCUCCCUGUUGGUCAACCCCUCCCGCACAAAAAUCGCGUAGAAUGUGCGGCCUUUUCCACUGAUGGAAAGCUGCUAGUCACUGGUUGCUGGGACCGAGAUGCAUAUGUGUGGGACACUCAUGCAAUACUUGAAGAAGUGGGCCUUCAAAACCUCUUGUCCCUUCCUGAUGAAUUGCGAGGUGGACUCGAAAAGAAGGUUUAUAGUGUCACAUUACUCUUUGCAGAAUGGCAAAGACAACGCUAAUAACCUACUCGCAGGUCGCAGUCGGAAAGUCGUUGAUAAAUUCUAAUGUUGGGCGACGUCCAGACCAGAUCAAGGACGCUCAUAGGCUACCGCGAGGCUUCUUUGAUGACGCGCGAGACGGUGUUCAGUCCUCGGCGACGCGUGGUACCCAUACUCAUUUCUCUGCUCACCGCACUCUCACACCUUCGGGGAGUCCACGUGCGCUCCUUGAUCGCAUUUCGUUGCCCUUCGGUCGCUCUCAGCCAAGCGAAAUCGAAAUCGAAAUGCAGCAGCACCCAAAGCCAUCUGCCACCUCUCGUGGUGAUCCCUCUACCAUUGAAGUUGCUAAUGUACCGGACGAACAGGCAUCUUUAGUUCCGCAGCCGGAACGACAUCGAGACAAGGCAAAACAAACACAACAGCAAGACCGAUCUCAAGGCCAAGCCUUGGCAUUGCCAUCACACUCUAGGUCUGCAGCCACCUCGCGACCUCCUGCUUAUACUGCUAGUCCUACCACGCUAGGUGCAGCAGGCACACGCUCGCAAACUGCUUUGGUCAUCAGGAAGCCCACACGGUGGACUCGUUUCUUGUUGCGUGUUUGUUGUGUAGCUGCUGAACCCGCUGAUGGUUAUUAAUACAUUCGUACUAUUGUAAUGUCGUUGUAGAUUUCUUACACUAGCGCAUCAAUACCAUCCAAUUAAUGAGAUACCUCCUCGUUCUCUAAGUAUUUCCAUGACU